AUGGGUAAUAUUACCUAUUUUGAUUCUUACACCCUGAUGGAACUGCAAUCCUCUAAAUCAUAUAGACAUAUAUAUUUUGCAUGCUUUUUCCUCCUUUUUUGUCUAAUUUGUCUUUUGAACAGCUGCCUUUGUGUGGUCAUUGUGAUGGAGAGAGCCCUGCAUCAACCAAUGUUCAUUUUCCUGUGCAAUCUAUGUAUAAAUGGAAUUUAUGGAGCCACUGGAUUUUAUCCUAAAUUGCUGCAUGAUUUACAACUGGACUCAUAUGUUAUUCCUUCUUACAUGUGUGCUUUACAAUCUUUUGUCAUUUACAGUUCAAUUAAAUGUGAAUAUUCUAUACUAGCAGCGAUGGCAUAUGACAGGCAUGUGGCCAUAUGUCAACCUUUAGACUAUCAUACAAAGAUGAACCCUGUUACUUGUGUCAUCUUACUUUUCUUUUGUUGGACUGUGCCAUUUAUUACUACACUUAUAUCUCUGCUCCUGUCAAAUAAGCUGGUGAUAUGUAAAAACCACAUUGAUAAACUGUAUUGUGACAACUGGUCAAUGGUAAAACUCUCGUGUGAAUCAACAGACACCAAUAACAUUUAUGGAUUAAUAAGUAUCUCAUUUCACUUUGGUAUUUUUAUUGUAAUUAUUUUCUCAUAUGUGAAACUUGUCACUGCAUGUAAAUCAUCAUUAGAGUGCAGAAAGAAAUUUUGGCAGACAUGUAUGCCUCAUGUCGUUUCACUGGUCAAUUUUAGUGUUGCAGUUCUUUUUGACACUAUGUACAGCAGAUACGGCUCAAGUGAUUUCCCAGAUGACCUGCGGAACUUUUUGGCUUUAGAAAUAAUUAUUGUGCCUCCUCUUAUAAAUCCUGUAAUCUAUGGCUUGAAUCUAAAAGAAAUCCGUAACAGGGUCUUGAAAUUAUGUACAAAUAUUUUGAAAAAAUCAUGA
Molecule: messenger RNA, 930 nt
Organism: Danio rerio (zebrafish)
Lineage: Eukaryota; Metazoa; Chordata; Actinopteri; Cypriniformes; Danionidae
Gene: or62b5
Product: odorant receptor, family 62, subfamily B, member 5
Biological process (GO): G protein-coupled receptor signaling pathway; signal transduction
Cellular component (GO): plasma membrane; membrane
Molecular function (GO): olfactory receptor activity; G protein-coupled receptor activity
Source: RefSeq, marked provisional